AUGGCGGACCACGCGGUGUUGCACAGCGGUAUUCAUCCUGUUUUACGAUCAUGGAACUCGGCAAAUAUCCACAUAACUCCAGAAAAUCUUAUGUUUCCUCUUUUUAUUGUUGAUGAAGACGAUGCUGUACAGGAGAUCAAAAGCAUGCCUGGCAUUAGACGAUAUGGAAUAAAUCGUUUGAAGGAAGCGGUUGCACCACUGAUUGCCAAGGGUCUUAAAUCAGUGCUUAUCUUUGGAGUUCCAGGCAAAGUAGAGAAAGAUGGCAAAGGUUCAGCAGCAGAUGAUGAAGAUGGUCCUGUAAUUAAGUCUGUGAAAAAGCUGCAUGAAUGGUUCCCAGGUCUUCUAAUAGCCUGUGAUGUGUGCUUAUGCCCAUACACAGAUCAUGGUCACUGUGGAAUAUUGCGGGAAAAUGGCACCAUUGACAAUGAAGCAAGUAUCCAACGAUUGGCAGAAGUAGCUGUUGCAUAUGCCAAAGCAGGUUGUCAAGUCAUUGCACCCUCGGACAUGAUGGAUGGACGCAUUGGUGCUAUCAAAAAAGCUCUGUUCAAGAAUGACAUGGGAAACACUGUGUCUGUAAUGAGUUACAGUGCCAAGUUUGCCUCUUCUUUCUAUGGUCCUUUUCGCGAUGCUGCAAAAAGUGCACCAGCUUUUGGUGAUCGCCGAUGCUAUCAGCUCCCUCCAGGUUCCAUUGGCUUGGCUGAAAGAGCAGUGGAUCGCGAUGUGGCUGAGGGAGCAGACUUCUUAAUGGUGAAGCCAGGCAUUGCAUAUCUGGAUGUUGUGAGAUUGAUUAAACAAAAGUAUCCAACUCAUCCCCUUGCCAUCUACCAUGUGUCAGGAGAAUAUGCAAUGCUGUAUCAUGCUGCUGCAGCUGGAGCAUUUCAGCUGAAGGCUGCAGUAAUGGAAUCCCUUUAUAGCAUGCGCAGAGCAGGGGUGGAUAUCCUCAUCACGUACUUUACACCCGAAGUCCUGGACUGGUUGUGCGAAGAGCAGUCAUAAAUGAUGAAAUGCUCAUAGUUUAGAGAAGAAAAUGAAUGCUGCUGAAGAUAACAUCUGUCAAGAGCUUACAAGAAGAGUUUAUCUCCAUUCAGAAGCACUACUGUGGUUUUUUAAAGUAAAGAGAAAUACACUGAUGCACAAGAAGCCCUUGCACUUUUUCUGAUUAUGCCAUGCUUAUAUAAAAUACUGCAGCUACAACUUAGUAGAUGAUAGGGGUAUGAUGGUCAGCUAGUGAUUUUUUUAUACGAAUGUGUGCUAUAAAUAUACAUCUGAUAAUCAUGGUAUUUUCUAUUCAUGUUAACAGAGUGUAUACUAGUUCCUUGUUGUGCCACAGCUAUAGAGCUGUUGUGAUAUUUAAUAAACUACCAACAAGCUUCAAGCAUUACAGAUGAAGGGUCUGUAGGAAUAAAUGUGACAAUGUCUCAGGUUGAUGUAUGAAAUAACAAAAUACCCAAAUAAGUAUUAUGUAGAACUACAAUGGAAUUAGUUACUUAGAUGUUAAUCUGUGGUGUGGAGGACUUGGCCUGCUGAACACUGACAUUUUGUCAUCACUUUCUGUUAUUUGUAAAGCGCCUUGAGCUAUACUUCCGAACAUUAUUAUUAAUCUAGAAAUUUCAUUUAAGUGGGUGGUGGGAGAAGACAAACAUGUAUUAUCUAUAUUGUAUUUUAGUUAUGUAUCAGUAGAAUGGGAAAGGUGUAAUUAUUUUACACAAUGUGUAUCUUUUUUAUCCAAAACUAAAGUUUUUUCAUUCCUAGACUAUGAAGAAUGCAUUCAUAAACAUUAGGUACAUAAAACACUUUACAACUUGCCUAUUCUAGUAUAAGAUUGUUAGAUAAUGAAAUUUAAAAAAAAACAAUCAGGUGUAGCUCUGGAGAGAAUGUAUUAUGGUUAGAUGGACUGAUAUACAAUUGCAUCUCAUGCAAAUAUUAGAAUCCUACAUAAACAUUGACAUAUUAGUCAAGCAAGUUUAAUUCUCCAUGGGAUAUAACAAGAUAUGUUUAUGUAAUCCCGCGGUUCUCAACCUGUGCAGACAAGGGGGGCAUGAAUGUGGUCAUUUUUUUGAAAGUUUCUUAUAUCUUAUAUCAAUAUUAGGGAAAUUAGCUGGCUAAGGGGGUCACGUGGACGUACCUUUUUUCGGCUUGGUGGGGGGGGCGCGUCAUAAGUAAAAGGUUGAGAAACACAGAUGUAAUCCAUCACCUGGAUUGAUAUGUGAAUUAUGCUGUAUACAGUUAACUAAUAAAGGAAGUGAUUUCCAACUGUAGUCUGGACUGGGAUACUUUUAUGAUGAAAGGGUUAGCUUCUACAACAUGUAAUGAGUGCCUCAUUAAACAUUUACUACAUAGUUAACUGCAUGAAAUGAGCGCAGUCUAUUUUCUUGAUGCUUUAUUCUGUACAAGUGGUAAUGUGGAUUAAUUAAGUUUACUUCAAAUACUUGGUACAUUGUUAUUAAUUUGUUGAGAAUUUUCACAAUAUAACUAAUAAAUAUGCUUAUUUUGUCUAUUGACGAAAAUUCUUUCUAUAUUGAUAUAGAAUUUUAUAAGUGGUUUAUUGCUGAUUAAUAAGUGACAGAACCUAUUUUAAUUUUACAGACUUAUGACAACAAAUAAAUGAUACUGAUCUUGAUGCAGGCUUAUCAUAUUUUUUAUUAUCAUUUGGCAUUGUUACUUUUAUCAUUCAUUUUUAAGUAGUUGUUUUUCAAAGCUGAUUUAAGAAAGAACAACUAGGUCAACCUGAUCGUUCUUAGAUAUUAUAUAUAAACAUAUUUCAUAUACAAAUGUCUUUCACAUCUGUGUUCAGAUCUGAUUUUGUUGAUGCUAAAAGACAGUAAAUUUUUGUCCAAAAAAA
This is a messenger RNA of Pomacea canaliculata, 2842 nucleotides long. RefSeq names its product delta-aminolevulinic acid dehydratase-like. Gene Ontology annotation, biological process: heme biosynthetic process. Gene Ontology annotation, cellular component: cytosol. Gene Ontology annotation, molecular function: porphobilinogen synthase activity; zinc ion binding. NCBI's taxonomy places the organism in Eukaryota, Metazoa, Mollusca, Gastropoda, Architaenioglossa, Ampullariidae. The record is from RefSeq and is a predicted model, not a curated record.